Messenger RNA from Sardina pilchardus (European sardine), 1176 nucleotides. It is a transcript of the gene opn6a, whose product is annotated as opsin 6, group member a. NCBI's taxonomy places the organism in Eukaryota, Metazoa, Chordata, Actinopteri, Clupeiformes, Clupeidae. Bases 1 to 1176 code for a protein of 391 amino acids. The transcript is spliced from 7 exons. Gene Ontology annotation, cellular component: plasma membrane. Gene Ontology annotation, biological process: G protein-coupled receptor signaling pathway; cellular response to light stimulus; phototransduction. Gene Ontology annotation, molecular function: G protein-coupled photoreceptor activity. The record is from RefSeq and is a predicted model, not a curated record.
AUGUCCAUAAGGAUACCACCGCAAGUGGUUGACAUUCCAUGGAGGAAUAACAACUUCAGCCUUAUGAGCAGGGAUCCCCCCUUGUCGGAUCAAGGAGAGACCAUCAUCGGCGUCUACCUGUUGAUUUUGGGCUGGCUCUCCUGGUUCGGCAACAGUGUGGUCAUCUUCGUGCUGUUCCGCCAGCGCUUCAGCCUCCAGCCCAGCGACUACCUCACCCUCAACCUGGCCAUCUCGGACGCCAGCAUCUCCGUCUUCGGCUACUCGCGCGGCAUCAUCGAGAUCUUCAACGUCUUCCAGGACAGCGGCUUCCUCAUCACCUCCGUGUGGACCUGCCAGGUGGACGGUUUCUGCACACUGCUCUUUGGCCUGGGGAGCAUCAACACCCUCACUGUCAUCAGCAUCACCAGAUACAUCAAAGGAUGCCACCCCAGUAAAGCCCACUGCAUCACCAACACCACGGUUGCCAUGGGAGUGAUGUUCAUCUGGAUGGGAGCCUGCUUCUGGUCCGCAGCGCCCCUACUGGGCUGGGGGAGCUACACGGACCGAGGCUACGGGACGUGUGAGAUCGACUGGGCCAAGGCCAACUACUCCACCAUCCACAAGUCCUACAUCAUCUCCAUCCUGAUCUUCUGCUUCUUCAUCCCCGUCAUGGUCAUGCUCUUCUCCUACGUGUCCAUCAUCAAGACGGUCAAGCGCGGCAACGCCAUGGCCUCCGAGGGCGACAUCUCCGACCGCCAGCGCAAGAUCGAGAGGGACGUCACCAUCGUCUCCAUCGUGAUCUGCACGGCGUUCAUCCUGGCGUGGUCGCCGUACGCCGUGGUCUCCAUGUGGUCGGCGUGGGGCUUCCACGUGCCCAGCCUCACCAGCAUCUUCACGCGCCUCUUCGCCAAGUCGGCCAGCUUCUACAACCCGCUCAUCUACUUCGGCCUGAGCGCCAAGUUCCGCAAGGACGUGGGCGUCCUGCUGCCCUGCGCCGGCGGCGGCGGCGAGGGCAAGGACUCCGUCAAGCUCAAGCGCUUCAAGAACCUCAAGGCGCCGUACCCGACGCCCAGCCCGGACUCGGGGGUGGGCAGCACGCCCAGGACCCCGCCGCAGGCCCCCGAGGAGGACCCGCCCGUCUUCGUCAUCGACUUCCCGCACUCGGAGUCGCCCGGGUACGAGAUAGACAGACUGUAA